Messenger RNA from Amyelois transitella, 1239 nucleotides. RefSeq names its product alpha-(1,3)-fucosyltransferase C-like. Gene Ontology annotation, molecular function: alpha-(1->3)-fucosyltransferase activity. The transcript has 2 exons. Lineage: Eukaryota; Metazoa; Arthropoda; Insecta; Lepidoptera; Pyralidae. Gene Ontology annotation, cellular component: membrane. The record is from RefSeq and is a predicted model, not a curated record. The coding region runs from base 1 to 1239 and encodes 412 amino acids.
AUGUACACUUAUCACAUAAAAGAGAUGAUGUACGUAAUAACGUGCAAGAAAUCGUUGAUAAAAAUCGGAUUGUACAGCUUGCUUUUUGCUCUGGCUUUGCUAAUAACCCUGUUACCACAAAUAAUCCUCGAUAAAGGACAAACAAUGCAAGUGAAAAGAUUCCCAACUGAUCUGAAGUACGUAUUAUUUUGGUAUCCCAGUGAAAACAAAAGAAAAGUGCUUUAUGAUUAUAACCACACAGAAUUUCCAACUGGACAAAAAGCGUUUAUUGAACAGAAAUGUCCUCAUAUUAGUUGCUAUAUUGCAUAUAAUAAAUCUUAUUUAGAUGACGACGAAAGAAAUUUUGACGCUGUAGUAUUCAAUGCGCAAGAUAUAAGUAAAAUGUCGUUACACAAUAUUUCUUUAGAGAGGUCUCCACAUCAGAAGUAUAUAUUUCGAUCUCAAGAACCUGCAGAAAGACAUCCAAUUUGCCAUCGGAUUUUCGAAGACUUUUUUAAUUUAACGUGGACAUACAAAUUAAAUUCGGACAUACCGCAACCAUUUAUUAAUGUUUAUGAUAUAAAUAAUAAAUUAGUUGGACCCAGCACCCAAGUAGACUGGAUUGAAAAAAUGAACCACACUGAAAAUUUUAAAAGUAAAAUUGAAGGAAAAGAGAAAGCUAUAGCGUGGAUUGUCACAAAAUGUAAAGCAAAAAACACUUACUCUGAUUUCAUUAAAGGACUUAGAAAUGAAUUGAAGGGAUAUAAUUAUACUUUGGAUAUAUAUGGUCCCUGUGGUGAUAUAAAAUGUCCAAAACAAAGUAUAUACUCCUGUUAUAAAUUGGUUGAAAAGAAAUAUUUUUUCCAAUUAGUUCUGGAAGAUGCAAUGUGCGAAGAUUACGUAACUGAAAAAGUUGUCAAAUCAUUGAUGCAUUUCACUAUACCGGUUGUAUUUGGAAGUGCUAAUUACACAAGAUUCCUACCACCCGGCUCUUACAUCAACUUUCAAGAGUUUGGCCUGAAAAAAUUCGGAGCUCUCAUCGACUACCUCAUGAAGACCCCUCAGAAUUACGGGUUCCUCUUCGACUGGAAGAACCACUACUUCUAUUCCAUCAGACCAAGGUCCUAUAUUUGUGAUUUGUGUACCAAACUCAAUGAAAAUGGUAACAUUACGCCACAGCGCCAUUUUAGACGCUGGUGGUUUUCUGACUAUCGGGACGUGUGUGAUAGACUGAAGCUAGUUAGUUUGUUUAGUUGUUAA